CUCCCUCACCUGACACUGUGUUAAAGAGGCUCCGACUACCACUUAUUAGAUGUUUAAGUGUUGCUACGCUUCACCCGUUGGAGUAUCUCUCACUGUUAUCCACCUUGGGACCAUAAAGCAGAGCUCCUUUGUGUCGGCGUGGACUUUGUCCUGAUAUUUCCUGCUCACACUCACAUGCUGGGCUGACCUCUAAAAGAAGACGACAGCACCUCUCUGGACUCGCUCGAGAGACACUGACAGGGUGUCCCGACGCUCCUGGUGGAUUUCCCCGGCUUCUCCGAUUACCUGCCGACGUGGUGAUUCUUUGCGAUUGUGAGCGUCAGCAGCGCCUGGUGCUGCAUAUCUGGGCAAGAUGAUGGAGGAGGUGUCCGUCAUGAUGGCGCACGAUGCCCACCUUAUGGAGCAGAUGAGCGAGGAGGAGAUCCUGGAGUGCCUGGUGGCUGAAACAGGACCUCAGUUCACAGUCCCAACGAAGAAAGCUAAACUGAGGGAAAGCCGGCUGCAAAUAAUGGAAGAUGAAGAAGACCCUGUGGACAAAUACCUGAGGGAGAACCGUCGGCUCCAGCAGGCCAGCCUCCGUCUGGAGCAGGAGAACGACAACCUCGCUCACAGACUGAUCACCAGCAAGGUCGCCCUGAGGAAUGCUCUGGACAAGGCAGAGGACAGAGUGGACGAGCUCACCAGAGACCUUCUACAGAGCAGACAUCGACUGCAGGCUACAGAGGAGGAGAAGAGGGGGAAAGAGGAGGAAGCUGCGAUGCUGAAGGAGGUGUUACGGAGAGAGCUGGAGAAGGCCGAGCAGGAGGUCAGGAGGUCGUCGGGAAUCAUCGCCGACUACAAGCAGAUCUGCUCUCAGCUGACAAACCGUCUGGAGCGGCAGCAGGCCGCCCACAGGGAAGAGCUGGAUUCACUCAAGGGCGCAGUGAGGGCUUGCUCGCUCUGUCGAUGCAUCGUAGAUUCAGAUGAAGCAUCCACCACAGCUCAGGACUCGACAGCGAUAGAGGGCCACAGGAAUGAGGACAGCGAAAGUCCUGAAAAGGCAGAGCAGAGGAGGGACGACCAGGAGAAGGAGUCCCUCAAGGCCCAGAUCAGGGAGCUGGAGCAGGAGUUGGCCCAGACCAAACUCCAGAUGGUGGAGGCCAAAUGCAAGAUCCAGGAGCUGGAGCACCAGAGAGGAAUCCUGGCCAACGAUCUCCAGGAAGCCAAGAACAGCUGGAUCAGCAAGGCCUUCACCUCCCUGCGGACCUCCAGCGGAGGGGUGCUUCACAGCAUCAGCGUUCCCAGAGAGGGGGCUCCCACCGUAGGCCCCCUCUCUGGGUGGAGCGCCAAGAAGCUGUCGUGGCCACACAGGGACAAUCGAGAAAACGUCUGACAGCUUGGACUGUGAUCAGAUCUCGAUCAGAGUGUUAAUUCAUUGUUAUGUACAGUAUGUAUUUAGUACUCCAGCUGCCGUUUCUCAUUUGAAACACUAGAGGGUGGUCUCGAGCACAAAACGAGCAGAGGAGAGUACCUGAGAGCACGCACAGGUGCUGUCAGACAUGUGCCCUCUCGUCUGCUCACCACUUUCACAGCUACUGUUUCCCCGAUGUAGAUUUUGCAUUUCUAAACCAAAUCCAUGUGCCAUGUGAGUUUCUUGUAAAUAAUUCUGUCAUUUGUAAAACAAUUCAAA
Chelmon rostratus (copperband butterflyfish) is the source of this 1669-nucleotide messenger RNA. Its product is annotated as rab GTPase-activating protein 1-like. NCBI's taxonomy places the organism in Eukaryota, Metazoa, Chordata, Actinopteri, Chaetodontiformes, Chaetodontidae. The coding region runs from base 353 to 1372 and encodes 339 amino acids. The transcript has 8 exons. The record is from RefSeq and is a predicted model, not a curated record.